ACAUCCCUACGUUAUCGGAGUAAUUGGCAGGCUGCAACACACGUAUGCACGGAUUCUCUUAAUUCGCGCGUCAGUCAUGGAGGAGACCGCUUCUUUCUUUGGGCUGCAAGCGGCCUGUGAGAAAGCCAUGGAGGAGGCAAUUGAGCAGAACAGCGUGGAGCCGCUAGUGAGCAAGUACAAGAGCUUCACUGCCAACUCCGAGCACGACAAACGCUCGCCCAUGGACCAGGCGUUUCGCAAUGUGCUGAUGAAUCGUCUAAGCGAUGACGUUGAGCGCAUUGGCACGUUGGUGAAACUCUCAGUGGAGGCAGUGCGUGCUGAAAUUGUGUCCAACACCAUUCCUGUGGUUCUCCUUGGAGACACGUUCGAUGUGGUUACUUUGGGCAAGUGUGAGCAGAUAUUCCAGUUUGUGGAGCAGUUGGUUGAAGUGUGGAAGGAGGAGGUAUUCUUUGGUUCGUGCAAGAACAAUAUUUUGCGCAUGUGUAACGAUUUGCUGCGACGCCUGUCUCGCACCCAGAACACCGUUUUCUGUGGCCGUAUUUUGCUAUUUCUGUCCAAGUUCUUUCCGUUCUCCGAACGCUCGGGCUUGAACAUUGUGUCUGAGUUCAAUUUGGAUAAUUUAACAGAGUAUGGCCUGGACAGCAAAGACCACGAUGAUAUAGACAACAAGGAGCUGGAGGACACAGCUGAGGAUCUGCCGAUUAAGAUUGACUAUGAUCUGUAUUGUAAGUUCUGGUCCCUACAGGAUUUCUUUCGGAAUCCCAACCAAUGCUACAACAAGGCACAGUGGAAGAUGUUCAAUAUGCAUGCAGAGACCAUAUUAGAGUCGUUCUCUAGUUUCAAGUUGGAAGAUGUACGUCACAGCAGCAACGAAAGUAGCGACGACGCAAACUUGCAGGCCAUGGAAGUUGAUGAUGCAGCCACCGAUGCUGCUGCAUCGCAAACCGUCCGCAAAGCGACACAUUUCUUUGCCAAAUUUCUCACAAAUCCCAAGCUAUUGGCUCUUCAACUUUCCGAUUCAAAUUUCCGGCGUUCCGUUUUGGUGCAAUUCUUAAUACUAUUCCAGUACCUGCAGGUGACAGUCAAGUUCAAAACUGACGCAUAUACCCUCGCGCCCGUUCAAUCUGACUUCAUCAAGGAGACGGAGCCACGUGUGUACAAGUUGCUCGAAGAGACGCCGCCAAAUGGGAAACGCUUCUCCCGCACCGUACAACACAUGCUUAUGCGCGAAGAGAUGUGGAACAACUGGAAAAAUGAGGGCUGCAAGGAGUUCAAAAAACCAGAAGAGCCAGAACCCAGCGAAGAUGAGGCCAAGGCUCCACCAGCAAAGCGACCAAAGCGUGCAUUAGGCGACUGCCUGCGUGAGGCCUCCCGAAGCGGCAAAUUCUUUCUGGGCAAUGAAAAUCUGACGCGUCUGUGGAACUAUUCUCCAGACAAUCUACAAGCGUGCAAGAGUGAACAGCGCAACUUUUUGCCACAGCUAGAAACCUAUCUGGAAACUCCUCACGAGAAAAUUGAUCCCGCCUUUGAGUGGCGCGCACUGCGUUUGCUGGCGCGCCAGACACCACACUUCUUCACAUUUGUCUCGCAGCCGUCGUGCAAGAUAUCCGAUUAUCUGGAGGUGGUGCGCAAGCGCCUUAUACGCGAGAAGGAGCUCCUUAAGCACGCCAGUGGCGGAGCUGCUGCAAUCAACUCGACGGAAAGCAGUAAUGGACUGACAACAAGCAGUGGCAGCGAAUUAAUUGAGCAGGAGUCUGUGGAACCUGAGCCAGAGCCGGACCAAGAUCUCGAGGUGGAGGACACAGAGCCAGUCGUCGAGGACGACAAUACACACGAGAAACCAUUGAUGGUGACGCGCGCGCACAUUGAGGAAAUUAUUCCUCUUAUUGGAGAGCCCUGGAUGAAGGUGGGCAAGAAGAUCGGCUUCACCAACGAUGAGCUGCUCUUUUUCCAAAUGAAUCAUCCCACGCCAGGAGUGGCCUGCAUGCAAAUGCUAACGAAUUGGAUAUCAGACGAUGAUGAUGCCACGCUUGAAAACUGGGCCUACAUGCUGGAAGGUCUCGAGAUGAACGAGGCUGCGGAGGGCGUCAAAGCCAUCAUACAACGCGAGAGGGCGACCUCGCAGCCGAACAACGAUGUCGAAAUUCUCUCGGACUAGCCACAGUGCACAAAAAAGAAACAUAAGUUAAUGCCGUUUCAUUCAUCAAUUCCUUUAUCACAUGUAAUAUAAUUGAGCUCACAAAACACGGGCUCGUACUUAAU
Messenger RNA from Scaptodrosophila lebanonensis, 2262 nucleotides. It is a transcript of the gene Hpr1, whose product is annotated as THO complex subunit 1. The transcript has 5 exons. NCBI's taxonomy places the organism in Eukaryota, Metazoa, Arthropoda, Insecta, Diptera, Drosophilidae. Gene Ontology annotation, biological process: regulation of DNA-templated transcription elongation; mRNA export from nucleus; signal transduction. The record is from RefSeq and is a predicted model, not a curated record. Bases 77 to 2158 code for a protein of 693 amino acids. Gene Ontology annotation, molecular function: protein binding. Gene Ontology annotation, cellular component: THO complex part of transcription export complex.